This is a messenger RNA of Clonostachys solani, 2223 nucleotides long. The record is from the annotation of a GenBank genome assembly. Lineage: Eukaryota; Fungi; Ascomycota; Sordariomycetes; Hypocreales; Bionectriaceae.
AUGACGGACACCAAGGACGCUUCGAAAGACGGCCACGGCCGCACUGCCUGCUCUGAGUGCCAGCGCCGCAAGCAGAAAUGCAAUCGUGAAUGGCCCUGUAAUCAUUGCCAAAAGCGAAAGGUGGCCGACAAAUGCCACUUCAAGGAGCUCAACCCCAACGCCGUGGAUAAGUCGGCCGGUGAGCCUUCCAAGAAACGGGGGCGAGAACCUGAUUCCAGCCAUGCCGACGAGCUGGGUGACAUUCCCAACGAGGACGACGAUGACAACGACGAUUUGGGCCUGGAGGCUCUGGGCUAUUCAUCCAGCAAUAUAUUCACUGACAUGAGAAACGCCGCUGGGCCCAAGAUGAGACCCCCAGAGAAGCAGGAUUUCGCACUUCCCAGUGCCUGCCCGCAGUUGCAGCACGCCUUGGAUGCACUCCCUCCUCGGCCAUAUCUGGAUCAACUUGUUGAUAACUUUCUGUCGCACGUCAACUUCCAUUACUUCAUCAUCUAUCCCCCCUCCUUCCGCGACGAAUAUCGGGACUGGUGGACUGCCAGAGCCGAAUCCCAACCCCUCGGGCUACAAUGGACUUGUCUUUUGCUCAUGGUAUGUGCCUGCUCCGCACAAUACUGCUCUGUCGAGCUGGAGGGCAGGCUUCAGAGAGACUUUCUCCAGAAUUGUCAGACGCUCGGCGAGAAGUAUCACGGCGCCGGCCGUCAGCUGUACAGUGUCAUCCCCGUUGGCCACAGUCACUUCUACUCUGUACAGCAGCUCUUGCAUUCGUGCUAUUGGUUCAAGUCUGAGGCACAGUUUCCCGAAUCCUGGCAUAUCCUCAACUCUGCCGUCAGGGCGGCUCAAGACUUGGGAAUACAUCAAGAAACCGAAAAUGACGGGCUUAGCAUGCUAGAGAAGGAAAUGCGUAGGCGCGUAUGGUGCGUCCUUGAUACUUGGGACUGGCAAAUAUCUGCCCUUUUAGCGAGACCCAUCAUUAUCGAUCGCGCCGACUGCAACGUCGAGUUCCCAAGUCUGACGAUAGAGGGCUACUCCCCCUCCCCUUCCCUGCAUAUGACUAUGCAAUCCCAGUUGAUAAAACAGCUGGCUACUAGGUUUGGGCUUCCGAAGAAUGUUCAAUCCGAAGACGAGGUUCGCGAAUACCAGACCAUAUUGGAGCAAUGGAUCAGCACGUUCCCGCAGACGUAUGACGUUAAUCGACCGGACAAGAGCCAGGACCAAACACACCCCUGGAUUGUACUUCACCGGCACUACCUUCAUACCAUGGCACACUCCAUGCUUCUGGACCCGAUCCGAGCCUACCUGGCAAAGGUGGUGAACAAAGACACCUCGGAGAAGUAUUUACAAAUUCGUCGCGAUGGUGUGCGCUAUGCGUUGAGGUUGAUGGAUGCCUUGUACGGAUUUUUUGACCACGUGUGGCCCCGUGAUGCCAAGUUCCAUUUCGUGCUGUUCUGCAUUUUCGAUACCGCAACUGUACACGGCAGUGUCAUCUUACAUGACGAAGACAAGACAGUUGAGAGGCGGGACGAGAUGUUGGUCGCCAUCGAACGAGCGAUCGACAUGAUAGAUCGGUUGAAGGAGAAGAUCCUGCCGGCUAAGACAUAUCUCUUCGUUCUGAAGAAGAUGCAGAGAAAGGUUCUAAAGAAGCUGGGCAUUUUCCCCAGGAUCACGAACAAGAAGCAGAGGCUGGAACAAUCCUCAUUAUCGUCCCUGCCUGGGCCGGCUCCUGGAGCCACGUUGACCUAUUCGAGCGAAGCUGCACCGGCCAGCACCAGUAGGCCGAGCACGAACUCGAAGUCUCACCUUGACUCCCACGGUGGCUCUACGAACACCGUGGAGUCGGGUGGCCACCUGACUGGACCCCCGAUGCCAGCUGCGCCAGAAACAGUCAUACCUGAGCCGACCGCCUAUCCUGCCAGCGGGCCAUUCGAUCUGCCUCUUUUCUCGGACAACAACUGGCCCCCUGAGACGGGCAUGUACUUCGACUCUACGGAUAUGCAGGACCAGUUCUUACCCGACGAGCAGCCGACCUUGGACGCAUUGUCUUUGGAUCCAUCGACGGGUCCGUCGAUGGGACCUGACAUGGGCUUCACCGCGAUAGCGGCAGAGGAGCUGGGAGAACUUGCCAAUCUAUGGAGAUGGCAGGGUCUUGAUCUUGGAUUCAUUGAGCAGAACCCGGCGCAGCCUGGUCCGCCACCUCCGGGUCCUCCAACUGAAGAAACGGAGUGA